AUGUUCGCUCCUAACAGUAUUUCGCCAUCUAUCAACCCGGUGAGACGCAAGUUGCAGGCUCGCAAGCUGCCCAACGUUCCACAUAUCCCAUGCCCUCGACGACCUCACGAUGAGAUGAAUCGCCGCUCCGGAUCCACCUCUGAGACGCGCCAAACCCAAACCCAAACCCGACACCAACCUACACACUCUUCGUCCUUCACGCCCUCGCUCCGCCGCCGCAACACCUCCGUCUCUCUCCGCUCCGAUCCCGAGCAAGCCAACGCCGAAGCUACUGCCGCCAGCGCGGAACAUGUCAUACAUGAGGAGAUCGCGGAGAUCAAGAGAUACGAGGACUUCACAACAAUAGACUGGGUGCAGGAUGCAGCACGAGAGCAGUUGCGUCGACGCGCAAGGAGGAAGGAAAGAGCGGGGGUUUGGGAGCGGGCGGAUGGCCGAGGGCUAUCUUGGAGGGGGAAGGUUAGCGAAGCUUAUGACGCGGGACAGGCUUGGAUAGUGGUGACUCUGGUGGGAGCUGCGAUUGGGUUGAACGCUGCUUUUUUGAAUAUCGUGACUGAGUGGUUGAGUGAUAUUAAGUUGGGGCACUGUACCACGGCGUUUUAUCUGAAUGAGAAUUUUUGCUGUUGGGGUGCUGAGAGUGGCUGUCCUGAAUGGAAACGUUGGAGUGGGUUCUGGCCCAUAAACUACGUUUUCUACAUACUAUUCGCCGCGCUGUUUUCUUUGACGGCUGCUACGCUCGUCAAGUCGUUCGCUCCCUACGCUGCGGGAUCAGGGAUAUCGGAGAUCAAAUGCAUUAUAGCGGGGUUUGUGAUGAAAGGGUUUUUGGGAGCUUGGACGCUGGUGAUUAAGUCGAUCGGGUUGCCUCUGGCGAUUGCUUCGGGGCUUUCGGUGGGAAAAGAAGGACCCAGCGUACAUUAUGCUGUAUGCACUGGGAACGUGAUAUCACGGUUCUUCGACAAAUACCGACGGAAUGCUGCGAAGACGCGAGAAAUCCUAAGCGCGAGUGCUGCGGCAGGCGUUGGGGUUGCGUUCGGCAGUCCCAUAGGUGGGGUGCUGUUCUCUUUGGAAGAGAUGUCGAACUACUUCCCACUGAAGACGAUGUGGAGGAGCUACUUCUGCGCCCUGGUAGCCACGGCUGUCUUAGCCGCAAUGAACCCUUUCCGGACUGGCCAGUUGGUCAUGUUCCAAGUCAAAUACGAUCGAUCCUGGCAUUUCUUCGAGAUCCUCUUCUACUUGAUCAUCGGAGCAUUUGGCGGUCUCUACGGAGCCUUCGUGAUCAAGUGGAAUCUGCGGGUGCAGGCGUUUAGGAAGAAAUACCUGGCAAAGUAUCCGAUUUUGGAAUCGGUUACUUUGGCUGUUAUUACGGCUAUGAUUUGCUACCCGAACAUGUUUCUCAGGAUCGAUAUGACUGAGAGUAUGGAGAUCCUGUUUCUGGAAUGUGAGGGUGGUCAUGACUAUGAUGAGCUCUGCGACCACCAAAAUCGUUGGCACAUGAUCAUCUCACUCGCGAUUGCAACUGUUGUUCGAACUUUGCUCGUCAUUAUUUCUUUUGGUUGCAAAGUCCCGGCGGGUAUUUUCGUACCCUCGAUGGCUAUUGGGGCCUCCUUUGGUCGAAUGGUGGGCAUAUUCGUUCAACAUUUACAUGAGUCCUUCCCAAGCUCCGCAUUCUUCGCCGCUUGUGAGCCAGAUGGACCAUGUAUUACACCCGGGACGUAUGCAUUUCUAGGUGCUGCAGCUGCGCUUAGCGGGAUCAUGCAUAUCACAGUGUCUGUUGUGGUCAUUAUGUUCGAGCUCACUGGAGCUUUGACAUAUAUUCUUCCGACUAUGAUCGUGGUCGGCGUCACAAAAGCCGUCGGGGAGCGCUUCGGCCACGGCGGCAUCGCCGACCGCACCAUCUGGUUCAACGGCUUCCCCUUCCUCGACAACAAAGAAGAACACACCUUUGGCGUCCCCGUAUCCCAGGUCAUGGCGUCUCACAUAAUUUCCCUUCCAGCCACCGGCCUCGAGCUCCGCGCGCUAGAAUGCAUCGUAAAUGAAAACCAAUACCAAGGCUACCCUAUCGUUGAAGACGCCAACUCUAAGACUCUCAUUGGCUACAUUGGUCGAACUGAGCUUCGCUACGCUAUCGAUCGCGCAAAACGUGACCAGCUCGCCCCCGGACACGCGAAAUGCUACUUCACCGCCUCAGGAACUGGGGUUGAUAGUCGUACAUUGUCGUCUUCAAUCCCCGCAGUCACGUUCGACACGAUGUCCGCAACAUCCUCCAGCCUCCGCAUCGACCUCUCCAAAUUCAUUGAUCCAACCCCACUCACCGUGCACCCCCGCCUCCCGCUCGAAACAGUCAUGGAGCUCUUUAAAAAAAUGGGACCGAGAGUCAUUCUCAUCGAGUACCGCGGAAGACUAACGGGACUCGUGACGGUUAAAGAUUGCUUAAAAUACCAGUUCAAGGUUGAGGCGCAUGAGAAUCCGCAACAGGGGAGUGGAUUGUUGGAUGAAAGGCAGGAGAUGGUUUGGAGUGUUAUUAGAAAGACGGCGGGGUGGGUGGAUGGGAAGUUGAAUUGGGUGAGGAAGAGACUCAGGAUUGGAGGCGGAGAUAUUAGGUUGUUGAGUCCGGUUAGUCCGGGGAGUGGUGCUGAGGAUGGGGGAAGGGAUGCUGGGCUGGGGAGAGGGAGGGAUAGUGAUGAGGGGGUGGAUGUGGAUGUAGAGGUGGAGUUGGAGGAGAGGGGAAGGAGAGGAGGCAGAUAG
Lindgomyces ingoldianus is the source of this 2742-nucleotide messenger RNA. RefSeq lists its product as uncharacterized. The transcript is spliced from 6 exons. Gene Ontology annotation, cellular component: Golgi apparatus; membrane; early endosome. Gene Ontology annotation, biological process: intracellular copper ion homeostasis; transmembrane transport; chloride transport. Gene Ontology annotation, molecular function: voltage-gated chloride channel activity. The record is from RefSeq and is a predicted model, not a curated record. Bases 1 to 2742 code for a protein of 913 amino acids. Lineage: Eukaryota; Fungi; Ascomycota; Dothideomycetes; Pleosporales; Lindgomycetaceae.